AGAUGUUAACGUGAAUAGUUCCCUAAAUAACAGUCUGAUUAAAUAUUUUGAUCUCACUCAAGUAAGUCGCGCACGGCGGCAUCUCAUUGGCUGCGGGCGGACACCCGGAGCAGGUAGCUCUCCUCGGUGCUGAAAUCGCUGCUCGUCGUGAUAAUGUAAACGGCGAUGAGCCCAAAAGGAGUGUCAGCCAGUAAACACCAAAAUGGACGAUGAUCUGUUCCAACUGAGACAGCUACCCGUCAUCCGCUUCCGUCGCACAGGUGAGAGCACGCGCUCUGAGGAUGAUGGAGAGAAUAGAGAGCAGGUUGUCAGGAUUGUUGAGCAGACUGAUCUGGAGUCUGUGGCUUUUACAGAUGGAGCUCCAGUUCCUCGGGAGUUUGCCAAUCCAACUGAUGACACAUUCAUGGUAGAAGAUGCCGUAGAGGCCAUUGGCUUCGGGACAUUUCAAUGGAAGCUCUCCAUCCUCACUGGUCUGGCCUGGAUGGCCGAUGCUAUGGAGAUGAUGAUCCUCAGCAUCUUAGCCCCACAGCUCCACUGUGAAUGGAGGCUGCCCACCCUCGAGGUGGCACUGCUCACAUCGGCAGUGUUUAUUGGGAUGAUGAUCAGCUCCUCUCUUUGGGGAAACAUAUCUGACAAAUACGGCAGAAAGACAGGUCUCAAGAUGAGUGUGCUGUGGACUAUGUUCUACGGCGUGAUGAGUGCAUUUGCACCUGUUUACGGGUGGAUCCUCGUCCUCCGCGCAUUGGUGGGCUUUGGUAUCGGAGGAGCCCCACAGUCGGUGACACUGUAUGCUGAGUUUCUGCCUAUGAAGUCCAGAGCCACAUGCAUCUUGCUGAUUGAGAUAUUUUGGGCACUGGGCACUGUGUUUGAGGUCCUCCUAGCGAUCCUGGUGAUGCCCACUCUGGGCUGGCGUUGGCUACUCGGCCUUUCCACCAUUCCUCUCUUCCUCUUCUCCAUCCUGUGUUUUUGGCUACCAGAGAGUGCUCGAUACGACAUGCUGACGGGGAAUCAUGAAAAAGCUCUGGCCACUUUGAAGCGCAUCGCUACAGAGAAUGGAGUACCGAUGCCACUGGGAAAACUCAUCGCUGCCAGACAGGAGGAACGUGGAAAGAUUCAAGACUUAUUUUCAUCACACUUUCGCUGGACUACACUUCUGCUGUGGUUUAUUUGGUUCGCAAAUGCCUUCUCUUACUAUGGGCUGGUGCUGCUCACUACAGAGCUGUUUCAGGAGGGAGGUGCAUGCGGAAUGUCCAAAAGUAAGAAGAUGGAGCUCCGAUGCAACUUGGAAUGUAAAUAUCUGAACUCUGAUGACUACAAAGACCUGUUGUGGACCACCUUAUCUGAAUUCCCAGGACUGCUGGUGACGCUGUGGGCUAUUGAUCGAUUGGGAAGGAGGAAAACCAUGGCGUUGUGUUUCUUCGUCUUCUCUAUGUGCAUCAUUCCCCUCUAUGGCUGUGUUGGGAGAACAUCCAUGACGGUGUUAAUAUUCAUCGCCAGAGCUUUCAUCUCAGGAGGAUUCCAGGCUGCUUAUGUGUACACUCCAGAGGUGUACCCAACAGCGACCAGGGCUAUAGGUCUGGGAACGAGCAGUGGAAUGGCCAGAGUCGGCGCACUCAUUACCCCUUUUGUUGCACAGGUAAUGUUAGAGUCAUCGGUGUACCUGGCUCUGUCCGUGUACUGCUGCUGCUGCCUCCUGGCUGCCAUCGCCUCCUGUGCACUGCCAAUUGAAACAACAGGCCGGGGCCUGCAGGAGUCCAUUCACCGCGAGUGGGGCCAGGAGAUGGUGGGCCGGGCCCCCUCCCAAAACUCAGGGGAAAACCUUCCCUCAAGCACCGCCUCUCAGGGCUGAGGACACGUCGACUGGAGUACAACUGAGAGAGGCGACCACAGUGAGGAGGAGAGGCAAAAAAAAAAGCUGAACCAGCUUUCGGUGUCCAUCUCCAGUCCCAUCCUAUGACUCUUCAGUUUAGGCAACACAGUGGCUUCAGAGGGCCAGGCAGCACAAUUAUAUAUAUAUUUUAUUAUAUAGUCUUCAACCACCAUUGCUGUCACAAUUUUGCCACUGAACAACUGCACACAGGGCGACUGGAAAGACCAAAUGACCUACACGAGUGCAAGAUUGAGAAUAUAAAUGGUGGGCAACAUGUGAAACAUUCUUGGACAAGUGAGAAUUCAAAUACUUCAAGCAAAGUAUUUGAAUCCUGCUUUUCUAAUUCAAUGGAAGCAAAAGGAAUAACGAGGGUAAAAGUGUUCAAACAACCAUCUUCUUUUCAAUGAGCCUUAAAACUACCUAUUGUAUUUGUGUUUGAGAGACCUUCUCUAUAACCUUUGAAAAAGAGUCUAUUAGCAUACAGAAAAGAAAGAGCAUCAUCUUGUGCACACAAAUUGUCUAUUAAAAUACCUCAACUUUCUAAAAAUAUUUGCAUUUCUGGAGUGAGGCAGAGUUCCACAUCGUCAAAUCAACAGACCGUUAGAUUAAAGAAGGUCUGGGUUUACGUCAUUCAAGAUUCACUAGUGUCAAGCUGUGAAAGAACGCACUGCACAGUAAGUCACUGUGUUGAAUACUUCUCGUGUCAGUAUUAUUUCACACACGAUAUUUGUGUUCUAAAGAAAGGAAUAUCAUUAUGUGGCCAUAUUAAAAAUCUGCCGAAGCCUUCAUCGGAGCAUAAUAACAUCAGUUACAUCCUACAGACGAUAUUUCAUGAAUAUAACACAACCGGAACGAGUCCAUAGAUCAUGGACGGACACUAUUUUGUAAGUUAAUGUUGAAGUAAAUCUAAAGUAUUUUCAUCACCUGAAGCAGACUCAGCCUAGUAGUAAGAGAUACAUU
This is a messenger RNA of Cottoperca gobio, 2830 nucleotides long. RefSeq names its product SV2 related protein a (gene svopa). The record is from RefSeq and is a predicted model, not a curated record. The transcript is spliced from 17 exons. Gene Ontology annotation, biological process: transmembrane transport. NCBI's taxonomy places the organism in Eukaryota, Metazoa, Chordata, Actinopteri, Perciformes, Bovichtidae. Gene Ontology annotation, molecular function: transmembrane transporter activity. Gene Ontology annotation, cellular component: membrane. The coding region runs from base 203 to 1849 and encodes 548 amino acids.